AUAGGGAACUGACUGUAAGCUUACUGAAACAAGUUCCAAUAAACUCAAAAUAUUAUCCUUUUUAAAAACCAACAUUUUGAAAAUCUAUAAUCAAUUAGAAAUUAAUUCUCAAACAUGGAUAUAAACAGUAAUGCAUUAUUUGUAUGAGGAACUUACUACAAGUUUUCUUGAAUAAGUAAUAAUAAAUAAAUAAAAGUAUAACUCAAAAAAAUUAACUUUUUCAGCAAAAUAAUAUUUCGAAUAUUUAUAAUCAAUUAAGAUUUGCUUCUUAAAAAUGGAUUUAGACAGUGGUUUUCGGAAAAUGGCCGCCUAUAUUAGUGAGGACGAGAGGCCAGAUAUAGAACCCUUACUAGACUUUAUUAAAGAAGAAUUUGCUCAUCCGCAAUUCCAUGUGUGGAAAGACUACCAGUUAUCACCUGGUGGGAAUCCUGCAUUAGUAGAUUAUGCAUACAAUGAAUGGAAGCCGUGGAAAAAUGAUGUCAUCGUCGCUUCUUUUCCUAAAACAGGAACCACUUGGUUGAGAGACAUAUGCAGACAUUUAUUUUACAAAAGUGACUCUGUUGCGUUCGAAAUGACAAAAUCCUUUAUGGGACCUCAUGUUUAUCUGGAAUCUGACAAUCUAAUUAAGUACGAGUUGUGGGAGAAGCUACCUUGGAAAAGAAGAAUUCUAGCUACACAUAUGAGCGCUGGUAUGAUGAACUUAGAACGACUACGUGCAAGUGGGGUCAAGAUAAUUUACAUCAUUCGUAACCCAAAAGAUCGACUCGAAUCAAUGUACAACAUGAUGCAAAACUUGCCUAUUCCAAAAGAUAAUAAAAUUUUCAGUCAAAUGAUGGGAAUAAACUCAUUCAGUGAUUUUGUAACAGCUGAUUUGGAAGGAAAACAUAUUGAAAUUAACUUGAAGAAAGGUGAAAAUUAUUUGGAUCAUAUCCUAUCCUGGUAUCCUCACCGAAAUGAUGAUAAUGUUAUGUUCGUUUGCUUUGAAGACAUCAAAAAGGACCCAAAAAAGGAAAUCUUAAAAGUUGCAAAGUUUUUGGAAGUGGAUUUGACCGAGGCAGAAGCUCAAAACGUUGCUGAUCUCACAACUUUUGAAAAAACAAAAGAAAGGAUGAAAAAUGUUCCCGGUGUACCUUCAUUUUACAACAAAGGUGCUGUGGGAAAUUGGAAAACUCACUUUACAGUUGCACUUUCGCGGAGAGUCGACAGAAUGGUGGAAGAGAAAUUAUCUUCAACUGACAUCAAGUUUACCUACCAAUUGUGAAACAAUCGUGAACUGUUUGUGCAAGACCAAUAUAUGUAUAUUGAUUGCUAAAGGCGUCAAUAUUUUUAAUUAACUUUACCUAUCCAUAAAUUGUAAUUUUUCAAUUAUAGUUCUAACACGUAAUUUGCUCUUAUGCAAUAUUAGACUUAUAGAAGUUAAAUAAAACGGUGGAAAAAUGGUCGGAUCUCAUAAAUAACUUUACCUAUCUAAAAAUUGUAAUUUUUCAAUCAUAGUUUUAACAUGCAAUAUGCUUGUAUGCAAUUUAUAGCCUAAAAAAAUAAAUAAACAGAGAAAUUGCAAAAACACUACUAAUUUGUCGAGUAACAAAUUUUUAAAGCGAAUGAAAAAGUGCUAACAAAGUGGAGGGACAUAACACGUUGCAUUAUCACUGUAUAUGAUGUGUUUUAACAAUAUAUCUCACUACCUUAUGCUAUCACACACAACUAAAACUUAUUUUACACCAAAACAUUAACAGUUAAUGCUAACCUUUACCUUUGUCUAAAUAGAAAAUUAAAAAAAUAGAAAAAUG
This is a messenger RNA of Ciona intestinalis (vase tunicate), 1790 nucleotides long. RefSeq names its product amine sulfotransferase-like. Lineage: Eukaryota; Metazoa; Chordata; Ascidiacea; Phlebobranchia; Cionidae. Gene Ontology annotation, molecular function: sulfotransferase activity. The record is from RefSeq and is a predicted model, not a curated record.